AUGCGUUCAUUCGGAAUUGCGGCCGUCGCGGCCGCCUUGUUCGACGCCUCCAAUGCCGCUGCUAUUAAGACGUCGCUCACUCUCGAGACGGACCUGCUGGCUGCCUCUUCCUACGCCAACCUGGGCGCGUACGUCCUGACGAACGGGCCCUUUUCGAAAGACUGCAGCCUGGAAAACGCAGCAGUCCGUAAAGAAUGGAGCAACCUCUCGACCGCCGAGAAGAAGGAUUACAUUCGUGCGGUCCAGUGCAUCAGCACAAAGCCUGGACUCACCUCCAAGAAGAUUGCCCCCGGUGUCCGGUCCCGGUAUGACGACUUUGUGGCAACUCAUAUUAACCAGACGUUGUCGAUCCAUGGCACGGGCAACUUCUUGGCAUGGCACCGCUACUUCACGUGGGCGUACGAGCAGGCCCUUCGUGAUGAGUGCGGUUACCAAGGCUACCAGCCUUACUGGAACUGGGGAAAAUAUGCCCAGGACCCCAUCAACUCACCGCUCUUCGACGGUAGCGACACCAGCAUAGGUGGCAACGGCGUGUACGAGAAGCACGAGCCCAUUUACGUGCCCAUGGCCGCAACGCCAUAUGUCACGGUCCCCCCCGCCAACGGUGGCGGGUGCGUGAAGGAGGGGCCGUUCGCCAACUUCACCGUGCGGCUGGGCCCCGUGUCGCCAGCAUGGACGGGCCUGUCGACGAACCCGCAAACGGACGGCUUGGGCUACAACCCGCGAUGCCUGCGACGCGACAUCAACUCGUACCCGUCAUCAGGGUGGACGAAAGACAACGACACGGCGUCGCUGAUCAACGACUACGACGACCUGUACUGGUUCCAGACGCGCAUGCAGGGCGACUUCCCCAACGGCUUCCUGGGCGUGCACACGGGCGGUCACAUGACGCUGAACGGCGACCCGGGCGGCGACCUGUUCACCUCGCCCGGCGACCCGGCCUUCUACCUGCACCACGCGCAGAUUGACCGCGUGUGGUGGAUGUGGCAGAACCAGAACCCGGGUGAGCGCACGUACAAGGUCAGCAGCACCAUCACGUCGCAGAAUCUACCCCCGAGCAGAAACGCUACCCUCGACGAUUUGAUCGAUUUGGGCGUUAAUAAGGGCGCGAUUACUAUUAAGGACGCGUUGAGCACUGUUGCUGGGCCGUUUUGCUAUAUUUAUGCUUAGGGGGUUGACGUAAUCGUAAAAGUUGGUAUUGGAUCUAUGAUUGUUUUUUUGGUUGGGUUGGCGUG
Molecule: messenger RNA, 1235 nt
Organism: Aplosporella prunicola CBS 121167
Lineage: Eukaryota; Fungi; Ascomycota; Dothideomycetes; Botryosphaeriales; Aplosporellaceae
Exons: 5
Coding region: 1-1170 (389 amino acids)
Molecular function (GO): oxidoreductase activity
Source: RefSeq, a predicted model, not a curated record